AUGUCCAGGUUGCUCCAGGGUGCCAAGAGCAGCACCAAGCGGGCAGGUGGUGGGAGCGCGGAGCCACCUUGGAAGAAAGCGAGCAAGGCGACCAAGCAGGCGCCGCCGCAGGAGCCGUCUAAAGAUAUCACCGACCGCCAAGUAUACGUCUUCUGGCCCAAGGCGGAGACCCUGAAGAAUGGAGUCAAGGCCCCCAUGGGCAACGAGUGCGGUUUUUGCAGCUACGUGAGAGGCAAGUACUAUGAGAAGGGGACAAGUCAGAAAACAAUUAUCGAGAUGAUCAAGACUGAUACUGAGAAAGCCAGUCGGCACGCCCGAUUGCGGGCAGACAGGGCCACUGGCAAAAACCAAUUUCAAGCAACUGAGGCUGUGAACGUCAAAUCCAAGACAUCGGUCGUUGAGACCAGGUUCGACGACGCCUUCGAGGAAGGGCACUUUGUCGAGUUGCAUCGCUUCGCCGCCGAUCGGUCCCUCGCGUUCCCGACGCAAGAUCAGUUGGUCUCCUACAUCAAGGGGUCCCUGGGGUACGACGUCAGCUGGGGGAAGACGGGCGAGUACGGCGUCUUCGUUACCACGUUGCCGCCAGGUGCCAGCUACAAAUUUAAGAGGGGCGUGAGAGACGCAUCGACCGCGCAGCAGGACGAGGGUCACGAGUCGCACGAUGUUGCAAGGCUGGCACACGCGGAGGACGUGGAGAACCUUUUUGGUGCAGACCCCACGCCUGUCGGCGCGGCAUGGCCAGGGCCAAGCUUGUCUUCGGGGGCGCGCCAUAGUCGUGCUUCUGAUGCUGACGACGCCGACGAUCCCCGAGAUUGCGAAGUCCAGAGCAGCGUAGUUUCGAUUGCGUCUGGGCGGUCUGGGCGGAGUGGCUGCUCGACACCGUUUGGUACCCCAACACCUCCAGGGCUAGAGCAGAGACCGAAGAGGGUAGCUAAGGCGCUGGACGAGUCCGCAACGAAGGGCAAACGCAUCAAGGGAGGCAACCAGGCGCUCGUUGACAGCGGGAAGGCCCUCUUGGAGGAGGUCAGCAGUUCUUGGGGUGCCGGGGCGCUCUGGAACAGGAAGUACAGGCAGAGGGACUUCGAGAACCUCCUCACGAGACUUUCAGCCAAAGCUUCGAAAGUUGCAUCGGUGAUGGGGGGGCCCGAAGCUGCGAAGAUCUCGGAGCAGCUGUGCAGCAGCAGUGUGAACCUCGAGGAGAUGCGCAAAGUCAUGAAGCCAUUGAGGACGGAUCCUGCGGCCAAGGUCAACGACGUCUGCCACGUGGUCCGCAACAUCUUCAAGCAGGUGUCCGACGUCGUCAAAAUGAACAUACUGUCGACCGCGGCGUUCGCCCUCUCUGCUGAUUCAUCUCCUUUGCGCCAAGCGAUGGGGUUGCAGAUCGCGAAGCACGACGCGCGGGAGGGGCAGUUGUCGGUGGCGCUACUUGGAGACCCGAAAAGCGAGUUCACAGUCACAUCUCAGCAGAGCCUCGUUCAAGCUUUCAUCGAUAGGGGAAGCCGUAGGCCUUCCCAGUGCGACUUCAUCACCUUGGUGAGUGAGAGCGGCCCCCUCAUCGGACAAUGCGACAUCGCCCAGAUAGACGUCAGCGGGGGCAUCAUCGACGAGAGCACUGGAUGGGCCCCCUCUUGUUUGGCCGACUUACAUGCCCUUCGUUUCUUCGGGUGCGUCGCCAAGGUGGACAUCAAGGAACGGCUCCCGAGGCCAUUGAGGGUCGUGGGAGUCCAGCUGGACAACCACAACGAUCAGCUGAGCUCCAGGGUCCGCUGCCACAUGCGCAUCAAUUCUGGGACGGCCAACUGGGCCAAGGCAGGAUGGGAUCGAGUUGCUGUUGGAGUUGGCGAGGGCUCGGAGGCGCGCAGCCUGCCCAAGAGCAUCCACGACCAAAUAUCUGGACUGGUUGCUGGCUUGGCGGCGCACGUGGGCCAGUUGGACAAGUGCGACACCAUCUCCGAGAAUGACAAGUACAACGAAAACCGGUUCACUUACUUUGGAAGCGUUUCGGCCACGGAUGGUCAGGACCAGGUCAUCGAGACUGACAUGUUCAGCGCGGCUGGCCAGAUGAUUGUCCACUACGCUUGUUUCGAGAACGACGCGCGUGCGAUCUACCAGGGGGAGUGCCAGGAGGACGACGCUGACCCGAUCGCGGUCUUGGCGUUCGUGGCGAAGGCCAUCUUGAGUUUCGGGAUCGGUCUUCCCGAGCGCUCGACGAUCAAAGAGACACUGAUGAAGUGCAACCUCUUCGCGACGGUCAACGACGUCAAGAACCGCAGCCAGGGCAAGUUGGCGGAGAUCGCCAUCGGGAUGUGGAGCACUGUCUACGAGGACGAGAGUGCCGUCAAGAUCGCGCCCGAUCUUCCGAAUGAGAGCUCGGCGAAGCCGUUCGAGCUAUUCAACCAGAAGGUGUCCACGUAUGCCGUGAGCGACCCCAUCCUCAAGGUGAGGCGUUUGGGCGCCUCGUCCGCGUGCGAGUUGUUCGGGCCCUCCGUAGACGGCGGCCCCCUGCCCCCCGAAGCUUUGGACCUUGCCAACGCCGCGAAGACCUACCGCUACAUCAAGGGCGUGGUCGACACUCUCGUCGGAGGCGGAGUCGUGGGCACCGUGGAAGCGACAUCGGCAUUGUGUGCCUAUGAGAACUUGACGGAGCCAGUGUCUCAGAAACCAGAGCUGGCUGAAUGGCGUGAGAAACUCGAGGCGGAAUGGGGAUCGUCUUUCGCAUCGACGCUCGCGACGAUCGACGUCGCUGCGGUGGCGAAGUUCUCGGAGAAGUACGGCGAGAAGGGCGAGCAUGUCUUGGGCAUCAUCAAAGACUGGAGCUUCGAUGCGGACGGCAAGCAUUGGUUGAGCUCAACGGUGAAAGACCCCACGAGGGAUCAGGACAUGCAGGUCGCCCAGAGCUUCAUCGUAUCAUUCCUUUCGGCGGAGCGCGCGAUGAACGAGCUGAAGGCAUCCCGUGGGGAACUCCCUAGGCUUUCUGGAGUGCAGCGGUCUCAAUUGGAGCAGGGGUUCGAGGGCGCCAAGACGGCGAAGGAGCUCCAUUCCUCUGCGUCUGUGCUCCUGGCCAGCACCACGUUGGCAAAUGCGGCGCUCACGCAGGAGAACAUAGAGGUCAGCAAGCGGUACGUGAACGACAAGCUGGGGGUCAAUCAGGAGUUGCUCGAUCCGAUGCUCAUCAAGAUGCUGACGAAGUUCUGCGGCUUCGCGCCGGUGACGAUGCUGUUGCUGCUGGUCUUCCCUGGGUGGCCUGCGGAGAUGGAGUGGGAAAGGUGGCCAGCCUACCUGUCCUCGCUGGAGCCUGCGGACCCGGUCGGCCUGAGGCGUCGAAGGGACCUCGCGAGGAGCCUGGCCCACAGUGCCCUGCACGCCCACCUGGAAGAGGGUCUGGCGAAUCGUCAGUUUGACGUGCGGGUCCCCGAUGCCGAGGACGAGCUUGACGUUGUCGUCGACGAAGCAUUUUUCGAGCCGGACCACCCGCCAGACCACGAGGAAGAAUUGGUGGACUUCCCGCACGUCUUCGAUGCUCUCCAGCUUCGUGAUCACGUUUCCCAGCUCGGUCCUGUUGAGGUGCGUGCCUACCGUCACCGACGGAGGGCCCAGGCCUUGGCCCUUGCCGUCCUUGGCCACCGUCUGGACGUAGGCCCCAGGGUGGACAACCUCGCGUUCGAGGAGCAUUGCGACGCGGCCGUGUUCAGCCUAGAGGAUGCCAUGGACGCGUGCGACGCCGACGCCGACUGCGGAGUGCUGCACGCGUACGAUUGCAAGAGUUCCUUCUGGCGCGCGUGCAGCACCACAUUGCAGGAGCUUCAGGUGCUAUCUGCCUCUGGGGGAUCCGACGCCUGCACCAUGGUCCCCAGCUCUUCUGUGAUAUACGUCGACGGCCCGAAUGUAGCCGAUGGCGCCCACCAGGGGCUGUGCAGCGGCGAAGCGUCGAGCCUAGAGGAAGCGAUGGCACUGUGCGACGGGUCUCUGUGGUGCAAAGGCCUGCACUCGACUGGGUGCGCGGACGACUUGUGGCGGUCGUGCGCCGUGCAGCCGUCAGUGUUGCAGCAGGCAGGCGUGGGCACGAGCGCUUGCACCAAGGUGCGAGGGCUUGCUUCCGUACUGGCCACGAGCACGACCACCACCAGUGCCACGGCGACGUCGACGCUCACGCGCACGGGCAUCAACUUUGUGGACGGGCCGGCCGCGAGCAACGACGCCUUCCACGACCACUGCAGCGAUAGUUUUGGUACGCUGGAGGAGGCGGAGGCGCGCUGCGGCGAGGACUCGCGCUGCGCGGUGCUGCACUCCUACGACUGCCAACCAUGGUUUUGGCGUCACUGUACGGGGGCAGUGGAGGAUAUCUUGGCGCCGGGGCCCGACGUGAGCGCCUGCACGAGGGUUGCAGUGUACCUGGUCACCAGUACCGGCACGUCGACCGAUACUUCGACGGCCACAGCUACGAGCAUCACGACGAGCACUACAACAUGGACGACGUUAUCAAGCACGACCAGCACGCGCACGUCCACUGCGUCGGCCACCAGCCUGACGGGCACAACCACAACCAGCAGCACGCAACACACUAUCAGUAGCACGACCAGCAGUUCUGCGACCACAGAAAGUACGACGAGCAGCACCACCGGGUCAAGCACGAGUGGGACCAGCAGCAUUUCUGUGUCCACAUCGAGCGGCACGAGCAGCACAAGCGUGACCACCGUCACAGCACUUCGGUCUCCACAUCGAGUGUGA
Prorocentrum cordatum is the source of this 4728-nucleotide messenger RNA. Lineage: Eukaryota; Dinophyceae; Prorocentrales; Prorocentraceae. The record is from the annotation of a GenBank genome assembly.